Molecule: messenger RNA, 4096 nt
Organism: Trichomycterus rosablanca
Lineage: Eukaryota; Metazoa; Chordata; Actinopteri; Siluriformes; Trichomycteridae
Gene: ighd
Product: immunoglobulin heavy constant delta
Exons: 15
Biological process (GO): complement activation, classical pathway; antibacterial humoral response
Cellular component (GO): extracellular exosome; immunoglobulin complex, circulating; blood microparticle
Molecular function (GO): immunoglobulin receptor binding; antigen binding
Source: RefSeq, a predicted model, not a curated record
AUGUUCCCAACACUGUUGCUGCUGCUGCUGGCAGCUUCACCCAAUGUGGACUGUGCUGUGGAAUUGACUCAGGUCGAGUCAGUGGUGGUAAAGCCGGGAGAGUCUCUGACCCUCAGAUGUAAGGUAUCAGGAUAUUCAAUUACUGAUAACAGCUACGCAACAGCUUUCAUUCGCCAGCCUGCAGGAAAAACCCUGGAGUGGAUAAACAACAUUUAGGGGGGUGGAGGCAUAACACAAAAAUAUUCUCUAAAAAACAAGUUCAGUAUUUCUAAAGAUGAUUCCAGCAGCACGGUGACUCUACAAGGACAGAAUCUGCAGACUGAAGAUACAGCUGUGUAUUACUGUGCCAGGAGACCACAUGACAGCUACUAUUACUUCGACUACUGGGGGAAAGGAACCUCAGUGACUGUAACUUCAGAAGUGCAAGCUCCACCAAAGUCCGUGUUUCCCAUGUGGCAAUGCGGUGAGGUUUCAGGCUCUGUCACCAUCGGCUGUUUGUCCCCCGGCUUGACCUCCCCAGAUGCGAAUUUCAAAUGGUCUGAUCACAGCGGAAAUGCUCUGACUGACUUCAUUCAGUAUCCGGCGGUGAAAGCGGAUGGAGGAUACACCUUGAUGAGCAGCCUGAAGGUCAAAGCUGACGACUGGAACCAGGACAAGAACUUCAAGUGCCAAGUGGAGAAUUCAAAAGGACCCAAAGAUGCGAUGUUCAAAAAGCCAGAAAAGAAAGUUAUGCAAGUGAUUGAGCCCAAUAUCACCACUGCCAUCAGUAAAGAGGAUGACAACAAAAUGAAGCUGCUGUGUUUGUUGGAUGGAUUUUAUCCUAAAAAUCUGAACAUCAAGUGGCUUGAAGACAAUACGUUAGUCAGAGAGCAACCGGUCACAAACAUCUUUGAAAAUCAAGACAAGAGGUCCUUCACAGCCGUGAGUGAAAUAUCCAUUGAGGCACAGCGAUGGAACCAGGGCAAAAAUUUCACCUGUGAAGCAACACACAACAGCAAGGACAUCAGGAAAUCAUCCAGCAAGUGUACAGCUCAUCCAUCAUCCAAACCACUGAUACGCCUAGAGAAACCUCGUCUCGAAUCCAUACUGACUGAUUCACAGGUUACAGCAUCUUGUAUUGUUGAGUCUGCGGCUGACACACAAGUAUCGUGGUGGAAAAAUGGACAGAACCAAAUGCAAACCCCCACUGUACAGAGAGAUGAUCAGACCUUAGUUAGCAAGCUGACCAUCUUGACAGCAGACUGGAAACAAAUGCAAACAUUAACAUGCAGAGCUGAAAAGCCUUGUGUUCCCAGGCAGGAGGAAACUCUUACAAUUAUUGAGCCAGUGCCAAAACCCCCCACGGUGUUGAUCAGGAGGACUCUUGAAGACGUACUGAAUGGAGAAAAUGCUGUUUUAGAGUGUGUUGCCAGAGAUCCACCUUCCGGUGAGAUCGCCAUCACCCUACAGGACAACAACGCUAAGAUUCUCGAAGCUCAGUAUGUGAAUCUGCCCAAAGGUCUUCAGACGAUCAGUGCACGAUUUACUGUUCCCAAUACCCACCAAACUAAAGACAAGCGCUUCACGUGUCAGGUUCAGAUAAGCCACUCACAACAAUGGACGUCCUCCGAUACAGCAAAUAUCUUUGAUGAUCCUUCCGUUGAACUUUUAGUGGUUGACAGUUUGGAUAAAUCUGUAUCGAAGGCACAGAAACUUCUUUGCUCUGGAACAGGAACAAACCCAGAGAUCAGUUGGCUCCCCAGAUCUGUGGGAAACGGUCGUUCUGAAAAAACAAUGCAGAAAGAUGGACGUGUGAAGGUGAUUAAUGAGCUACUGGUUCUACAGCAGGACUGGAAUCAAGAAAUUACCUGUGAGGUUAAAGAUCGGACUAACCGAGUCCAAAAAAAAAGCCCUCGUCUUUGUGCAGCUCAUGCAUCAUCCAAACCACUGAUACGCCUAGAGAAACCUCGUCUCGAAUCCAUACUGACUGAUUCACAGGUUACAGCAUCUUGUAUUGUUGAGGCUGCGGCUGACACACAAGUAUCGUGGUUGAACAAUAGAAACAUGAAAAUGCAACCCCCCACUGAACAGACAGUGGAUCAGACCUUAGUUAGCAAGCUGACCAUCUCGACAGAAGACUGGAAAAAACUGCAAACAUUAACAUGCAGAGCUGAAAAGCCUUGUUUUCCCAAGCAGGAGGAAACUCUUCAAAUUAAUGAGCCAGUGCCGAAAACUCCCACGGUGUUGAUCAGGAGGACUCUUGAAGACGUGAAUGGAGAAAAUGCUGUUUUAGAGUGUGUUGCCAGAGAUCCACCUUCCGGUGAGAUCGCCAUCACCCUACAGGCCAACAACGCUAAGAUUCUCGAAGCUCAGUAUGUGAAUGUGCCCGAAGGUCUUCAGACGAUCAGUGCGCGAUUUAGUGUUCCCAAUACCCACCAAACUAAAGACAAGCGCUUCACGUGUCAGGUUCAGAUAAGCCACUCGCAACAAUGGACGUCCUCCGAUACAGCAAAUAUCUUUGAUGAUCCUUCUGUUGAACUUUUAGUGGUUGACAGUUUGGAUAAAUCUGUAUCGACGGCACAGAAACUUCUUUGCUCUGGAACAGGAACGAACCCAGAGAUCAGUUGGCUCCCCAGAUCUGUGGGAAACGAUCGUUCUGAACAAACAAUGCAGAAAGAUGGACGUGUGAAAGUGAUUAGUGAGCUACUGGUUCCACAGCAGGACUGGAAUAAAAAAGUGACGUUUACCUGUGAGGUUAUGGACCAGAAUAAGCAAGUCCAGCAAAGUACCAGCUUUUGUGCAGUGACCCCAGCUUCUGCUCAGCGUGCACAGGUCUACCUGUUGGGUCCAACACUCAGUGAUAUGAGAUCAGGUGAUGAGGUCUCUGUGACCUGCUUGCUGCUUGGCUACAAGCUCAAGGACUUCUUGAUUACUUGGAGAGUUGGUAAGGAUAAUUCAUAUCAGAGUGUGACCACCGAAGCCCCCAAAGACCAUGCUAAUGGAACGCAGAGUAUUCAAAGUACUUUAAAAGUACCUGCUGCGCAGUGGAACGCAUACGCAGUUGUUACCUGUGAGGUGCAACACGUCUGCUCCCAAAACAAGCAGCAGCAGGUCAUAUCCAAAACUAAAGACCUCAAACAACCUACAGUCCGAAUUAUUCAACCCAGUGAGGAGGACCCGUCAGGCUCGCAGAGCUCAGCUCUUCUUUGUCUGAUCUCUGGGUUCCAUCCUGCUGAGAUCUCUGUGCAUUGGAAGCUAAACGGGUACCAGCUGGAUGCGACUCAUUUCACCAACAGUCCCGUGGGCACUAGUCCUACAGGUCUGGAUUAUUUCAUGUACAGCACACUGAAGUUAUCAGCGAGGGAAGAUGGAACUUAUGACUGUAUAGUCAACCACCAGUCCUCCGAAAAGCCAAUCGUCCAGACAACGAACAACAUAUAUGGCUCUCUGCAGAAAUCUAGUCUCACUGUGGAGGUGCUGCAGGGCCAAGAUAUGUUGGUAUGUCUGGUGAACAACUACAGCCCAUCAGCUAUUAACAUCACCUGGCUCAUGAACGGCGCGUCAGUACAGCACAAGUACAACACCACCAGUCCCGCCAAAGGGCCCGAUGGGAAAUUCAGUGUUAAAAGCAGCCUGUAUUUCCCUUUAUCUCAAUGGAGACCUGGAGCUACGUACACGUGCAGCGUCAAUCACGUGACUGGCACAAUAAACCGCAGCGCUAACAAACCAGAAAAUAUCAGAGACAUUAUAUUUGUGGACGGGAGCGGUUUCGAAGAAACCGAUCAGGACUGGGCUGAAGAAACCUGGAACAUGGCCUGUGCCUUUAUCGGACUCUUCAUCGUCUCUCUGAUCUAUGGAUGCGCCGUCACGCUCGUUAAAGUGAAGGUCGCUUGAUCCGCCAUUUUGUUGUUAUUGUUGUUGUUUUGUUAUGAAUGGAGUUAGCUAAUGCUUUACGGUCAUGUGUAGAAUACAGUGUUUAAGAACCUUUUUCUUCAAAUAAGAAUGAAUAAAAAUGCAGAAUUAAAAAAAUUACCUUCUGAUUGAUGAUGUAAAUAAGUUUUUCUGUAAGAAGCUGAUAUUUUUAAUAUAGCGACUUUUCUACUGCUAACUCUGUACC